CAGUUAUAGUUAACACGUGUAGUGAAACAUAUACUCGUUAUUGAUGUGCGACACGUGUUUUGGACAAUAAAAGCGAAAACAAACGUUUGUUAUCAAUAAUUACUACCACUUUGUGACCGCUUUAGUCAUAUAGUGACCACUGACCACAAUGUCGAUCGGUGUGCCCAUCAAAGUGUUGCACGAGGCUGAGGGUCAUAUCAUCACAUGUGAGACCAAUACAGGCGAUGUCUAUCGCGGCAAACUGUUGGAGGCCGAGGAUAACAUGAACUGUCAAAUGGCCAACAUUACGGUCACCACACGGGACGGUCGGGUCUCACAAUUGGAGAAUGUGUUCAUUAGGGGAUCGAAAAUCCGUUUUCUUAUAUUACCGGAUAUGUUGAAGAAUGCACCCAUGUUUAAGAAGGUGGGCGUCAAAGGGACACAACAACAGGCCGGCAGAGGAAAGUCGGCUAUACUUCGAGCGCAGGUGGCCAGAGGUCGAGGUCGGGCCAGAGCUAUGAUCACCAGAAGAGGUCGUUGAGACCAUUGCUUUCAAUCAUUGCUUUUCAUACAUCCAGAAGACAAACCACACCAUUGAUAACACCAUAUGAUUGAAUAGAUCAAUGAAUUUGACAUUAAUUUAGUUUUUCUAAUAUUUUUUUUGUAUCGAUAUAAAUAUUGAUUUAUAUAUACAUAUAUCAAAUCAUUAUUAUUAUAAUUUAAUAGUCUUAAUAUCA
Oppia nitens is the source of this 716-nucleotide messenger RNA. RefSeq names its product small nuclear ribonucleoprotein Sm D3-like (gene SmD3). Gene Ontology annotation, cellular component: spliceosomal tri-snRNP complex; precatalytic spliceosome; U5 snRNP. The record is from RefSeq and is a predicted model, not a curated record. Gene Ontology annotation, biological process: RNA processing; spliceosomal snRNP assembly. The transcript is spliced from 2 exons. Bases 149 to 520 code for a protein of 123 amino acids. Gene Ontology annotation, molecular function: RNA binding. NCBI's taxonomy places the organism in Eukaryota, Metazoa, Arthropoda, Arachnida, Sarcoptiformes, Oppiidae.